GAUUGUUUUGGGGAUGAAUAAGAGAGUGAGUUUGGCAUUUCCAGUAUUGCUUGUGCCGUCAUUUCCUAUAGCCUCAACAAACCCACGGCAGCAGAGGAAUCUUUUUAAAGGAAAAUUGAUUUAGUCGGGGAGUCAGUGAGCGAGUAUGAGCUUUGACAGUGAUCUCCAGGAACUGCUCUUCCUGUUAUUAGCUCUGAAUGUUGGUGAUGAUGUAGCCCCUUCACAGGAGAGUGCGUGGAUAUAACACAGGGUUCUCACAUGCCGUGACAUACCUGUACUGCAGUUACAAACCAGCCAAGCUCAGGGAAUUCCAGCUGUACUUACUCGGCAUAGGCACAGCCACACCUGUUCCGGAGUCCAGCAUGAAUGAACCGCAGCACUGGGAGUGUGGAAAGGAUUGAGAGAUGACUCAGAGCCUGCUCCAGGGGAAGCGAUUCUAUUGUCGGGAAUGGGCUUUGCGCAAGUUGCAGCACUGUCUGGACUGCUGUCCGAACAGUCGGAGCAGUGGCAUCCUGGUCACCGGGGGUCCGGGCAGUGGCAAGACCGCCUUGUUCAGUGAGGUGCUGUGGCCGGUGUCUGAGCAUGGCCGGAGGUUUGACCUGUCCAUCCGGACUGUGGGACACCACUUCUGUCAGGCGCAGGACAUGCGGACCCUGUCAGUCAGUGCCUUCAUCCUGAGCCUGGUGCAGCAGAUUAAGAGGUGCCCGUUGGUACAUGGUUACAGUGAGAAGCUGCGAGAGGUGUCAGUGCAGGCAGUACUGGAACCCAGCGAGUGUGAGAGGAACCCAGAUGAAACUUUCAAAAGGGCUGCCCUCCUGCCUCUACUGGACAUUCAGCCACCAUCACAGAAUCUUCUGCUGCUUGUGGAUUCCAUUGACGAAGGUGAAAUCUUCAAAGAUGCCGACUGGAAACCUUCUGCAAAGAGCGGGACCAUUGCCGAACUUCUGUCCAAUCACCACGAGCUCUUCCCCUCCUGGUUACUGCUGGUUUGUUCAGCUCGGAAACAAAACCAAGUGGUCAGCAGGAUGUUCACAGGUUUCCGAAAAAUUUGCCUGGAUGAUCUCCGUAAAUCGCACAUUGUGAAGGACGUGCAGCAGUACAUCCUGUGUCGACUGGACCAGGAGGAAGCUCUGAGACACCAUCUGACACGGGAGACAGCAGAGAUGUUAAACCAGCUUCACAUCAAGAGUAAUGGUUGUUUCCUGUAUUUGGAGAGGGUAUUGGAUGGGGUGCUGGAUAGUUUCAUCAUGCUGCGUGAGAUUCGGGACAUUCCAGGAACCCUCAAUGGCCUCUACCUGUGGCUGUGCCAGCGACUCUUCACCCGCAAGCAAUUCACCAAAAUCCAACCAAUUCUCAAUGUGAUGCUGGCUGCCCAACGACCUCUCACCUUGCGAGAGCUAUUUGAAGCCAUCUGGACCAAGGGCACAAGCUUGACAGGCGGGGAAUUCCAGCAGAAGAUGGAGAUGUUGUCCAAAGUGCUACUGGACGGGGAAUGGGGCAGCAAGAUCCUCUUCCACCACAGCUUUGCCGAAUGGCUAUUGGACGUCAAGUACUGCACUCAGAAAUACCUGUGCAGUGCGGCACAGGGACACGCCAUGCUGGCAAUGAGUCUGACCUGCCACGCCAGGGAGCUGACUCCUGCCCAGGUGCAAGAAUACGCCCGGCACCUUGUCCACUCUCAGCUCCAGGCCGAGCCUUGUCAGCUGGCACUGUGGAUGGUAUGGAGUGGGGCACCAGUCACCCGGGACUCUCUCACCUCCAUCUUACCGGUGGAACAGGAGGUCCUUCAGCUGCUGGUCAAGGCUGGAGCCUACGCCACUGAGCAGGAGGGUGGCGAUUCCUCAGGGGUCAUUCACCGAGCUUUGGAGAGGGAGGACUCCAUCCGGAUGCUGCUGGAGAACGGGGCGAGCGUCCACCAGCGGGAUUCAAGUGGACGCACACUACUGGCCAAUGCAGCUUACAGCGGCAACCUGGAGGUGGUCAACUUGCUGCUGUCCAGGGAAGCUGACCUGGAGACCGAAGACUAUCAGGGUCAGACUCCCUUAACCCUGGCUGCUCGGAUGGGCCACACCAAAGUCCUUCAUUGCCUGAUCUCGCACGGUGCCAACAUCAAUCAUGCUGACCAGGAAGGCUGGACUGCACUGCGCUCUGCGGCCUGGGGUGGCCAUUGUGAGGCAGUGACUGUGCUGCUGCAAUCUGGGGGGGCUGAGGUGGACAGCACAGACACUGACCACCGGACAGCGCUAAGGGCCGCAGCCUGGGGUGGGCACGAGGACAUCGCACUUACCCUGCUCCGGCACGGGGCCAAGGUUAACAAGGUGGACACUGACGGCCGGACUGCGCUGAUCGCUGCCGCCUACAUGGGCCACCGGGAGAUGGUGGAGAUUCUGCUGGACCAUGGCGCUGACAUCAAUCACCGGGAUGUGGAUGGGCGCUCGGCUCUCUCUGUGGCGGCCCUCUGUGUCCCUGCCAGCCGGGGCUACGCUAAUGUGGUGAGCCUGCUGAUCGAACAGGGUGCAGAGGUCGGGCACCGGGACCGUGAUGGUCUGACCCCACUCCUGGUGGCCGCCUACGAAGGUCACGCGGAUGUAGUGGACCUGCUGCUGGAGGGAGGCGCGGACGUGGACGAGGCUGAUGCCACCGGGCGUACGCCGCUGCUGGCUGCAGCCUCCAUGGGCCAUGCAGCUGUGGUCAACUCCCUGCUGUUCUGGGGCGCAGCUGUGGAUACCAUCGACAGUGAGGGCCGCACGGUGCUCAGCAUCGCUGCUGCUCACGGCAACACCGAGGUGGUGCAGACCCUCCUGGACAGAGGUCUAGAUGAGAAUCACCGAGAUGACAUGGGCUGGACCCCCCUCCACAUGGCCAGCUUCGAGGGUCACUGCUCCGUGUGCCUGGCACUGAUCGAGCAAGGUGCCAGGGUGACGGAGGUGGACAAUGAUGGAAGGAUCCCAGUUAUCCUGGCAGCUCAGGAAGGCCAUUCCCAGUGUGUACAGACCCUACUGGAAUACAAGUCUCCCCUGGACUCUCGGGGCUACGAUGGACGGACAGCCCUGUGUUCCGCAGCUCUCGAAGGGCACAAGGAGGUGGUGAAGCUGCUAUUGAGCAAAGGGGCAGGUGUAGACAUAAAGGACGCAGAUGGACGGCCCUUGCUGUAUCUGCUGGCCUUGGACAGCCAAAUGAACAUGAUGCAGUUGCUGCUGGACGAAGGAGCUGCUAAUCUAGAGUCGCGAGACUUGGAUGGGCGGACAGUUCUACACGUGUGUAGCUGGCAUGGUAACCUGGAGCUGGUAAAGUUACUGGUCAAGUACGGGGCAGAGGUCAAUGCCUUGGACAAUGACCGUCGCUCAGCCCUGCACUCAGCAGCCUGGCAGGGUCAUUCGCCUGUGGUGCAGUUUCUGAUCGAAAGCGGGGCUCCUGUUGAUCAUGCCUGUAACCAGGGAGCUACUGGACUCUGCAUAGCCUCCCAGGAGGGUCACACUGAGGUGGUGAGAAUACUUGUGGAGAAGGGAGCAGAUCCUAACCAUGCUGAUCAGUAUGGCCGCACACCAAUGAGAGUGGCAGCCAAACGCGGGCAGACAAGGAUCAUGAAGCUAUUGGAGAAAUAUGGUGCACCCGUGUUCAAUGGUUAUGUGGCACCAGCAGCUGGACAGAAAGGGGAACAACACACCUCCACCAUGAAGACUCUGUCCUCUGGUACAUCCAACAGCUCUGGGAGUCCCAGCAUCCCAGCUGGAGAGAUGCAUUUUGCCAACCACACCGCCAGUGACAAGAGACAAACGGGGGUUACAGGCUCCCCCUCUGGGUCCCCGGACUCCACUGUGGAUCAUCGCAAGUCUCUUAUGUCCAACAACUCCUUGAAAAGUUCCAAAAACUCAUCCAUUGUCACCUCGUCCACCUACCAUUCACUGGCCACUGAUCAGACGGUGCCUAUCGACAGCUUGACCUUCACCCAGCAGAUCCAGCAACACUCUCUGCCUCGUAGUCGUAGCCGACACUCAAUCCUGACCUCACCUUCCUCAACCCUGGUCAGACCCAAAGCCGGCUCGCAGACCAGUGCCAUAUCAGAGGCUGCAAAGAGCCCCGGUAGACAGGGGAGAACCACCCCCUUAUCUAGCCCAGUGCUGGGUGUUGAACUGUCAGAGACUAGCGCUAAAGGCAAGAAGGGAGGAUCAAUGAAGAUUGGACUGAGCAGAGUUUCAGAACAGAUUCCGAAAGCUGAAAUCACCAAGAGGAGCUUGGAAAUUGCACCACCACUUAUCACAUCGCUUAGCAACAACAAGCCCCCUGUCGAGUGGGAGGCUUCGCCCUUUAGUUGGUGUCAUGACAAGCAGACUGCGUUCACUGAGUUUGCGGAGAAACGGAAUGGAAUCCUGAGCAAGUCCCAGUGCAGAGGGCACAGGAGUCCCAAGGCCUCUCCCCAGAAACUGGACGCUCCCAGUGCAGUGGAGAAAGUGAUGAUGGAACCGCUGAUUGCAAUCACUACCCUGGACCCUGAACUGAACCUGAAACAGGCCAUCAAACUACAAUUCGAGGGACCAACCAGUGGCUUUAACUACAAGAAGGAAACACCUCUAUGAGGGGGAAUGCUUCUUGCGAUGGGCUGAACUGCAGAGAAAGUUGAUGUAUUUGUUUUGGAUCCAGUGGCAGGAAGGAAUAUUGCUCUGUGUGUCACUGACUGCGACCCCUGAGAUUCCAGGACAGGCGGCAGAGUUCUCGUAUUGCUCUUGGAACAAUCCUCUGGGAUACCACAACCUAAUUCAGGAAAAGGGCAGACUUGUUCCUGAUAACAUGCGAUUGAAAUGUAUAAUUUUGUAAAUAUGUAUUUACAACCUGCGCCAUGAUCAAUGCCGACAUCCUGCUGUUAAACAGUAUGUACAGUAUUUGGGUCUUUUCCUGAUGAAAUCGGGAUGAAAUUUUAUUUUAUAUUGGAUUUAUUUUCUUCAGCAUUAACACUCGUGGGAAGUGGGUGCGAAAGGUUGACAGGGGUUUAUCCUAACUCCUGAUCAGAGUGGAUACCACCCCCCCCCACCCCCAGGUGUUGCCUCCUGACCCCAAAAUCAAGUCUUUGGUGGUCACAUCACCCUGGAUCUGAGCUGGCUUGAGUCAAGGAACAGGAUCAAACUGAGCAAUGUUGGGAAACCCUUACUGUGUCCCAUAAUGUUCUCACUGUCCCAUCAUAUUCACGAGCUGGGCCACUGUUACUAGUAUUAACAUUGUACACAUGCCCAUGUGAAUGGUGCAAGUGCCAUGACUAGUUGUGCACAUGGUGUUGUAGAACUGACAAGCGUCAUUAUCCCUGUUAACGGUCAUGCACCUGACCGUGUGAAUAGCACAAAUGUCACUCUUCUUAUUAGCAGUUUUCAGGCUGCUGGUUAUAUUGGAUUGAUGAUUAAAAUUAAAUUUUUUUGUUGGGCGUGGGGGGUGGGUGGUGGGAUGUAUUUGGAAGGCUAUAUUUGUGUGCAGAAGUUGCUGGGGGCAAACUCAGGUUGAACUGGACACCCCGGCCCUGUGAUGUUUCCCUGCCCCCAUGCACCUGGGGAACAGUCCACACUCCUCUCUUCACCCAGCUCCCCCCUUGCCCCUCAUGUCUCCUCAUCAUGGGGGAGUGAGGGUGGGGGAAGAGUCACCCAGGCUGUGGGGUAGUGAGAAUUGCUGGAGUGUGCGUGUCGGAGGGUGAGCUGGGUAUGUGUGGUUCCGCCUGCUGCUCAGUGAGUGCCCACAGGGGAAAGGUGCCAGUGAACAGUAAGAGAACGACCUGCUGAAGUGAACACUAAUCAAGCAAAGACCUGAUUGGGGGUCAGUGGAUCCUGGGCCGGUGUUUGUGGGGUUGGGUGUGGGAGGGAGGUUGGGCACCCAGUGAAGGGCAUGGGGAGAGAUUACACAACAUCGCCUGACCACUUGACCCUCAGUGACUACAUGCUGAUGACCUCACAGCGUUCCACAAGAUUUUGGCGCCUGUUCUGGACCAUGGGGAAGAAGCCCAAUCUGCCCCAUUUUCUAGUGUACUGUAAAAUUCCUGAUUGUAUUUUUUAGAAGCAGAGGGCAGGGGGUUGCUGGUCAGACUUGAAUUUAUUUUUUUAUUUUGGUGCUGUUCUGAUGUUCUUUGUACUGAGGGUUGCUCAUCUUCACUGACAUAUCCAGCUGGUUGCUGUUCCCUCUCUUUCUGGUUUUUAUACACGGUUUUUUUUUGAGACAAAACUCUGUUACUACCAGAGGCUCUUUCCCCCUCUUGCCAAAU
Molecule: messenger RNA, 6238 nt
Organism: Carcharodon carcharias (great white shark)
Lineage: Eukaryota; Metazoa; Chordata; Chondrichthyes; Lamniformes; Lamnidae
Product: ankyrin repeat domain-containing protein 50-like
Exons: 5
Coding region: 405-4577 (1390 amino acids)
Molecular function (GO): protein binding
Source: RefSeq, a predicted model, not a curated record